UUUCUGGCAUUUAUACUUCCACGGUUCCACCCCACAUGGCCAAACCUUUAAGAAAACUCAACCCUUUUUUCUUUUCUGUGUAUUCUUGAUCAGUUAGAAGCCUAAGACUUCAAGUUGUCUGAAAUACUAUAUCCAUUGUCUUUCAAAUUUCAAGCACUAGACCCGAGAGAGUGAGAGAGAAUAGAAGAAAGUUGCUGUUGUUCUGCGAUUUCAAGGAAUUGGAAAUGGUGAAGGAGACUAAAUUAUAAGGUGCUUAGAAUAGUGGUUCUUCUGUGAUGAGUGGAGUUCCAAGUCUGGUUUUGUUCCGUUUCUCAUGGAAGAAGAAGACAACCUCAAUGCCAACAAACAGACACACGCAUGGUUCUGAAUAGUACGCAUGGUUCUGAAUAGAAACAAGCCAAAGAAAUUUCUCAACCAUGGAUUUUAGCCUGUGUUUCAGCUCUCCAAUCAUUUCCCUUCUUGUACAUUUACUCGUUCUUUUUGCUUCUCUAGUUUGUCCUGUCCAUUCCUCUCAGUCUCAGAUUUUCAAUCAGACUUUUCACCCCCAGAAAGAGCUUCUAAAACUCAACAUCAUAAGAACUCGUCUCCACCAGAUUAACAAGCCUUAUGUUAAAACAAUUCAGAGUCCUGAUGGUGAUAUAAUAGACUGUGUCGUGUCUCAUCAGCAACCAGCUUUUGAUCAUCCUUUUCUCAAAGGGCAGAAACCAUUGGAUCCUCCAGAAAGACCAAAAACCAGUCAUUACCAAAUGGGUUCGUUGAGUGAUGAGAAUUUUCAGACAUGGACUUUGUCUGGAGAAUCAUGUCCUGAAGGAACAAUCCCAAUCAGAAGAACAAGAGAAGAAGACAUGUUAAGAGCCAGCUCGGUUCGCAGAUUUGGAAGAAAAAUCAGAGGCCGUGUGAGGAGGGACUCAAAUAGUAAUGGCCAUGAGCAUGCAGUUGGAUUUGUGAGUGGUGAUAAGUAUUACGGAGCAAAAGCAAGCAUAAACGUGUGGGCUCCACGUGUGACGAAUCAAUAUGAAUUCAGUUUGUCUCAAAUUUGGGUCAUUUCUGGUUCAUUUGGGCAAGAUCUCAACACCAUUGAAGCUGGCUGGCAGGUCAGCCCUGAGCUAUAUGGCGACAGCUACCCCAGAUUCUUUACUUAUUGGACUAGUGAUGCUUAUCAAGCAACUGGGUGUUACAAUUUAUUGUGCUCUGGCUUUGUUCAAACUAACAAUAGAAUUGCAAUUGGGGCUGCCAUUUCACCUACUUCUUCUUACAAGGGCGGACAAUUUGAUAUUAGCUUGCUUAUUUGGAAGGAUCCGAAGCACGGGAAUUGGUGGUUGGAAUUCGGGUCGGGCAUCCUAGUCGGGUACUGGCCGGCGAUGCUGUUCACGCACCUGAGGCAACAUGCAAGCAUGGUUCAAUUCGGAGGAGAAAUAGUGAACUCGAGAGAGUCGGGUACCCACACAAUGACCCAAAUGGGAAGCGGGCAUUUUGCGGAAGAAGGAUUCGGAAGAGCCUCUUACUUUCGAAACUUGCAAGUCGUUGAUUGGGACAAUAACUUGAUUCCUUUGUCCAAUCUUCGGGUCCUUGCGGACCACCCGAAUUGCUAUGAUAUCCAAGGCGGUAUUAAUCGUGUGUGGGGCAACUAUUUUUACUACGGUGGACCCGGCAGAAACGUCAAGUGUCCCUGAUUAGUGAUAAAUUACAAACCCCCCGAGGGGGGAAUUUAUUUUUGGGCAUUCUUGGGCAAGCUUCUCAGGCUGAUUAUUUAAUAAUAUUAAUUCUUGUUAUAUUAGUAUUUUUUUUUUAGGAUUUUGCAUUUUGACUAACCAGUCAUCCAUUGCUUAUAGACACUUGUGUAAAUCUCAAACAAGUUGAAUACUAAAUAUAAUAUCCUCAUUUGUAUC
Molecule: messenger RNA, 1889 nt
Organism: Prosopis cineraria
Lineage: Eukaryota; Viridiplantae; Streptophyta; Magnoliopsida; Fabales; Fabaceae
Exons: 7
Coding region: 417-1673 (418 amino acids)
Source: RefSeq, a predicted model, not a curated record